AAGCAUAGCGAGGGGAGGAUUUAUGUGCUGAAGUUAGUUAGUUAUUUUACUUUUUUAAUGUUUUGGUGGCUGACUAUUAACAAUGACAGAGGAGUCGGCUGUUAAAGUUUGUGUUCGUGUCCGUCCGCUUAUCGCGAGGGAAGAAAGUGCCGAGUCUGAGAAUGCAGAGCCCGUCCACCUGUUUUGGAAAGCUGAUAAGAAGUCGAUUCAUCAGAUCGACGAUGGGAAUUCCACCAAGAGCUUUUGUUUUGACCGAGUGUUCACUGCAGAUGAAACAACCAAUCAGCUGUACCAGACCAUUGCAAAGCCUCUGGUUGUGUCCACUGUUGAGGGAUACAAUGGAACCAUAUUUGCUUACGGACAAACUUCUUCCGGAAAGACUUUUACUAUGAUGGGAUCUGAACGAGCACCUGGAGUGAUCCCUCUGGCUGUGGAGGAUGUCUUCCAAACUAUCAAAAAUUGUCCAAAAAAGGAGUUCCUUCUCAGGGUUUCGUACAUGGAGAUCUACAAUGAAACAGUCACAGACCUGCUUGUUGACAGCUGGAAGAGGAAACCCCUGGAAGUCAGAGAGACAAUCAAUAAAAACAUCUAUGUGGCUGACCUCACUGAGGAACUGGUUACGUCUCCUGCACAAGCCCUGGCCUGGAUUCGGAAAGGAGAGAAGAACCGUCACUAUGGAAAGACGAAAAUGAAUCAGCGGAGCAGCCGCUCGCACACCAUUUUUCGAAUGAUCCUGGAGAGCAGAGAAAGGAGCGACCCAGCAUCAGGAGAAAAUGCUGAUGGAGCCAUUAUUGUGUCUCAUUUGAAUUUGGUUGAUUUAGCUGGAUCUGAGAGAGCAAGUCAAACAGGAGCUGAAGGCGCUCGUUUCAAAGAAGGUUGCAACAUCAAUCGUAGCCUCUUCACACUCGGCCAAGUGAUCAAGAAACUGACUGAUGAAAGCCAGAAGGGUUUCACCAACUACAGAGACAGUAAGCUAACCCGCAUCCUGCAGAACUCUUUGGGUGGGAAUGCUAAAACCGUCAUCAUCGGCACCAUCACUCCUGUUGCUCUAGAUGAGACACUCAGCACUCUGCAGUUUGCCAGCACUGCAAAGAAAAUGAAGAACGACCCCCACGUGACAGAGGUGUCUGAUGAUGGGGCUCUGCUCAAAAGGUACCGCAAUGAAAUUGUAGACCUCAAGCGUCGUCUUCAGGAGGUUUCCUCAGUCACACAGACCACAGCGACGGAGAGGGAGGUUCUCUCCCAGCUCCUCCAAGAAAAGGAUCAGCUCCAGAGAGAACAAGAGGACCGCAUCAAAAACCUAACCAAGCUGCUGGUCACCAGCUCAAACCAGGUUCCUGUUCAAAAGAUGCCAAAACGCAGAGUUACGUGGGGAGGAAAGAUGCUCAGACUCGCCCAUCCCUCUGCAUGUGAUGGUGGUUCAUCCGACCUCAGUUUUGCAGAAUCUUUCACUCGGAAGAGGAAAGCGACUAAUGUCUCUUUGAUGGAGCUGGUUGAAGACGACGAGGACUUUGACUCUCACUGGGAGAUUCCUGAUGAGCCCACAGAUGAUAUGGAGAUCAGUCAGAGCUCUGUGACUGUCCGAAGCUUUGGAGACAGUCCCAAAGACUUCGUGUCUCCAGACCGUAUGCAUGAGCUUUCAGGAAAAGUGUCCAACCUGCAGCUGCAGCUGCAAACAGAAGUCCAACAGAAACAAGAGGCUUUGGAAAAGGUGUCAAUGUUGGACCUCCAAGUCGCAGACCUGGAGAGACAGCUGGAGGAACAGAGCAACACUCCAAGUCCAACUGAUGAACAGAUGAGGAAACAGUUUGCAGAGGCCAUCCAGCUGUGUGAAACACUAGCUUCAGAGAAGGACAUUGUGGUGGCUGAGCGAGACUAUCUGAAGCAGGAGCUCGGGAUGUUCAUGGAGCAGAUUGAAAUACUGGAGAAAGAGAAAGCUGUUCUGUCAAAGGAGAUGGAGGAGAAGAGAGAGCUGGACGAGUUCCAGUCUCUGGAGGAGGAGUUCAGGAAAGAACACGAGCUCCAGAGGUUGACUGAGGAGCUCGAGAGUGUGCGUGCAGAGAGAGACAGUCUGCUGUCUGAGAGGGAGGCCAGCUGUCAGAGCUCCACAGAGGACACGGAGAAGCUGCAGCUCAGAGUGACGUCUCUCAGUGAGGACAGAGAUCAGCUGCAGGAGACACUGGAGGGACUGAGACAGGAGAGGGAGCAGCUCAAAGCAGAACUAGAGGACAAGAUGGAGACAAUGCAGACUGAGAUGAGGACUCUGACAGAGACACUGCAGAGUGUUGAAGCAGAGAGAGACAGUCUGCUGUGUGAGAGGACGGCUGACGCUCAGACUCACAGUGAGGAGAUGGAGAAGCUGCAGUGCAGAGUGACGUCUCUCAGUGAGGACAGAGAUCAGCUGCAGGAGACACUGGAGGGACUGAGACAGGAGAAGCAGCAGCUCAGAGCUGAACUGGAGGACAGGAUGGAAAAGGUUGCACAAAUCCAGCAUGGGUUUAACCAGCCAGAGACACUGACCUCAGAACUGCAGCCACACGAUGAGGAAGUAACCAACCUUCAGCAAGAGAUAAAUCAACUCCAGGCUGCUCUACAGGCCGUGGGUGAGCAGAAGAGCCGGCUGGAAGUUGAUCUGCAGCAUAAUGUGGAGAUGGCUGCAGAGACUCAGAGUCUUCUGGAUUCACUUCAACAGCAGCUCCAAGAGCAGAAUGAAAGAAACAUUGACCUGGAAAGACUCAACCAAGAGAGAAAAGCUCAGCUAGAACAACAGGUUGCGGAGACUCAGCGUCUCCUGCAUUCUCUUGAAGAGGAGCUCCAGGAGCAGAAACGAAAUAACUCAGAUCAUCUGAAACUCUGUGAGCAGAAAGAAUCGGACUUAGAACAACAGGUGAGUUAAGAUGUUAGAAGGAUAUUUUAUAAACUCGGCCUUAACUGUCAGUGUUCUGACAGCUGGAAAUCUUUUCUGCAUAAACAGAACAAAGCUCUAACGGAGCAGCUUGAGGGUGUACGAGCAGAGAGAGACGGUCUGAUGUCUGAGAGGGAGGCCAGCUGUCAGAGCUCCACAGAGGAGAUGGAGAAGCUGCAGUGCAGAGUGACGUCUCUCAGUGAGGAGAGACAUCAGCUGCAGGAGACACUGGAGGGACUGAGACAAGAGAAGCAGCAGCUCAGAGCUGAACUGGAGGACAGGAUGGAGAUGAUGCAGUGUGAGUUCCAGCAGCAGCUCGGCUCUGAGCCUCAGUCACUGAGAGAAGAACAGGAGGCUGACAGACUUCUGCAGAUCCAACAGCUUGAGGAGCAGCUGGAGAAAAGUAAGGAGGAGGUGAACCAGCUGAAGUCCGACCUUCAAGAAAAUGUAGAGCUGAUGAUCGAGAACCAGGAGGAGCUGAGGGAGUCUCAGGAGAAGAUCAGAGCUCUGAAAGAUGAGCUCAACGUGCUGAGGAGUCAAAAGGCCGAGCUGGAGGGCAAAGCCAGCAGUGAGAGAGAUGCAGAGAUCGCCCUCCAGCUGCAAGAGCUCCAGAAUCAGCUCCAGAGGCUGACUGAGGAGCUGGAGAGUGUGCGAGCAGAGAGAGACAGUCUGCUGUGUGAGAGGACGUCCAGCUCUCAGACUCACAGUGAGGAGAUGGAGAAGCUGCAGUGCAGAGUGACGUCUCUCAGUGAGGACAGAGAUCAGCUGCAGGAGACACUGGAGGGACUGAGACAAGAGAAGCAGCAGCUCAGAGCUGAACUGGAGGACAGGGUGGAGAUGGUUCAGAGUGAGAAACUGGAUCUGACAGAGACACUGCAGAGUGUUGAAGCAGAGAGAGACAGUCUGCUGUGUGAGAGGACGUCCGGCUCUCAGACUCACAGUGAGGAGAUGGAGAAGCUGCAGCUCAGAGUGACGUCUCUCAGUGAGGACAAAGAUCAGCUGCAGGAGACACUGGAGGGACUGAGACAGGAGAAGCAGCAGCUCAGAGCACAACUGGAGGACAGGAUGGAGAUGAUGCAGUGUGAGUUCCAGCAGCAGCUCGGCUCUGAGCCUCAGUCACUGAGAGAAGAACAGGAGGCUGACAGACUUCUGCAGAUCCAACAGCUUGAGGAGCAGCUGGAGAAAAGUAAGGAGGAGGUGAACCAGCUGAAGUCUGACCUUCAAGAAAAUGUAGAGCUGGCUUCUACAACACGAGAACUCCUGAAGUCAGUGGAAGAGGAGCUGAGUGAGCAGAAACAGAUGAACUCUGAUCUGGAGAAACUGUGUCAGGAGAAGGAUUCCUCUUUAGAGCAACAGAUGAGGACUCUGACAGAGACACUGCAGAGUGUUGAAGCAGAGAGAGACAGUCUGCUGUGUGAGAGGACAGCUGACGCUCAGACUCACAGUGAGGAGAUGGAGAAGCUGCAGUGCAGAGUGACGUCUCUCAGUGAGGACAGAGAUCAGCUGCAGGAGACACUGGAGGGACUGAGACAGGAGAAGCUGCAGCUCAGAGCUGAACUGGAGGACAGGAUGGAGACAAUGCAGACUGAGAUAGCACAGCUGAAUGUGUCUCUGCAGACUGUGACUGAGCAGAAGAGGCAGCUGGAAUAUGAUCUGCAGCAGAACAUGAACACGGCUUCUACAACACGAGAACUCCUGAAGUCAGUGGAAGAGGAGCUGAGUGAGCAGAAACAGAUGAAGUCUGAUCUGGAGAAACUGUGUCAGGAGAAGGAUUCCUCUUUAGAGCAACAGAUGAGGACUCUGACAGAGACACUGCAGAGCGUUGAAGCAGAGAGAGACAGUCUGCUGUGUGAGAGGACGUCCGGCUCUCAGACUCACAGUGAGGAGAUGGAGAAGCUGCAGUGCAGAGUGACGUCUCUCAGUGAGGACAAAGAUCAGCUGCAGGAGACACUGGAGGGACUGAGACAAGAGAAGCUGCAGCUCAGAGCUGAACUGGAGGACAGAAUGGAAAAGAUCUCAGACUUCCAGAAGAAGUUAAGUGAGCAGGAACAGUUGAACUCACAGCAGCAGGCUGAGGAAGGAGAACGAGACACCAAGCUGCAACAAAGAGUGCAGCAGCUUGUGGAGCAGCUUCAGAUGUACAGAGAGAGACAGAGUCACGCUGAAGCUGAAGCUGAAGCCUCACAGCAGUUGCUCGACGAAGCGAACAAAACCGUCUCAGCUCUGAAAGAGCAGCUGAGCAGUUUGGAUCAGAGCGGCAGUGGAGUCAAGGUAACGGUGUCGUCACGGUUGGAGGAUUCGACGGGGCAGCUUCAGGAAUCCUUCGGAAAAUUCCAGCGAGUUAUAGACGUUUGUUCUAAGUAUAUAGGAGCGUUGGACAAGGAGCUGUGUCCCAUGAAGCCAGCUAAUUGUAGCUUUCUGCCAAAAGCCACCGAGAAUGCUUACAGCGCCGUGUGUCAGCUGCAGCUGCAGACCACUCUGAGUCUGGGAAAAAUUAUGGAGCACCUCCAGGAGCGAGCACAGGGCUACAGGAGUCUGUUUGAGGAGCUGGUGAAGACAGAUUUGGCUGUUUUUGAGGAGAGGCGCCUGCAGGAUGUGCUGCUGUGCCGCGCGCAGGCCCCCUGCUUCUCCGCCAAAGACGAGGACUUCCACGCACUGUGGCACCACAGACUGACGGAGCUGCUGGACAAGAGGCAGCUCUACCUGCAGAAAAUGGCCAGCGUGUUGGACAUGCUGUGGGCCCACAUGAGGUCUUUCCCCAGCGAGCUGUCAGCUGAGCUCACACACAGGGAGACGUUCAAGGAGCAGCUGAAGCCUGUGCUCACCAAGCAGCAAAUCAGCUUCAGCGGGGUGGACAGCAUCCUGAGCGCUGAGCUGGACCACAGAUCUGCAGUGGCGCACCACAGGAAGAUGAUUCUGCAGGGCAUCGUGGAUGAGCAGAACACGCAGUUUGAAGAGCUGAAGGCGCUGAAGGCUCAGGCUGAUCUUCAGCUCGGAGAGGAGAGAAGUAAGAGUUCCACUGUGCUGCGGGCGCUGGAGGGGGCUCCUCUCAAAACAGAGCUCUCCCUGCUCAAUGAUAACCAGCGACUUGUGCUUCAGCUCCAGCAAACUGAAGAAAAAAUCGAGGCGCUGCGUGUCCAAAACAAGCAGCUGGAGGACGCUCAGAUUAAAGCCAACAGCAGGGUGUCCAACCAUAAGCAGGCGACCCAGCUGCUGCAGACGGAGCUGCAGGACAGCCGCGCGCAAGUCGAGGACAAGGAAAAUGCGAUCCAAGCCCUCAGGAGCAAACUGCGAGAGUCUGAGAAAAAGAAUGCGUCCCCCAGUGCUGUUGAGUUGGAGAAACUCCAAACUAAACUGCUGAAAAUGGAGGUGGAGCUGAUUUCUGCAUCUGAUAAGCACAAACAAGAGAUCCAACAGAUGAACACAAUGUUGAAUCAGAAGGAAGAGUCGCUGAGGAAGCUGAAGGAGACGCUGAGGAAAUUACAGCAGCAGGGAGAGGAGUCGUUCCUGCAAGGUGAGGACCUCCAUGCCAGACUGACCAACCCCAAAGGCCUGCUGAUCAAGUCCAGCGUCCUGCUGGAGAAGACUAAACUGGAGGAGGAAGUCAAACAGCUGCAGCUGAAAAUAAUCCAGCUGGAGAGCUUGGUGUCCAGUCAGCAGGCAGAGAUCAGCAAGUGGAAGAGCAGAGCCAUCAAGCUGAAGGUGAAGAGCAAAGUCGAGGGGGACAAGCCUCCGUCACCCGGCACUCCCACCAAAAGAGGCCUUCCCAUGACCGCAGACUGCUCCAACCUCCUCAGCUCACCCAAGAAGUUUCUGAUUACUCCCAAGAAGGUCCUGGACUCUCCUAGGAAGGUCCUGGACUCCCCCAGGAAGUUGCUGGACUCUCCAAAGAUCUCUGUGCUGGACUCCCCCAAAAGCAGAUUCUUCGAUGUGGGUGGAAGCUCUGACCUGCUGUCCCGAAACUGUCCCAAGCAGUUCUUUGAUAACUCCAGCCUUGGAACCAUUCCAGAAGUUUUCCACGUUCCUGAUGAGCCAGACGCAGACAAGGAUGCAGCUGCAGGUAGAGACAGGAAGGAGGACUGGUGGCCUCAGUCUCCAACGCAAGAGGAAAUGUGUAAAACACAGUAAUAUGUCCACACGUGCAAUAUUUUUGAAUUUGUUUGUCUUUUUAAUGUCUCUGACUUUUCCAUUGUCUUGUUCUUAUUCUGUUCUAUAGUUCUAAUAAAUAAACG
Messenger RNA from Plectropomus leopardus (leopard coralgrouper), 7137 nucleotides. The record is from RefSeq and is a predicted model, not a curated record. Lineage: Eukaryota; Metazoa; Chordata; Actinopteri; Perciformes; Serranidae.